UUGCGUGUGGACGUGCGACGUUCUUCUCUCGCGUCAGUGUUUUCCUAUCUUCUCGGCAAUAGUUGGAUCAACCACUGCGCGCGUGAAAGAAAAUACCAUCAAGUGUCAUAGCCAAUGAUAAAGAUAAUUGUGUUGAUUACGUUGCUUAUUUUAUACACAUCAUGUUUUGCCAAGAAAAAUUAUACGGAAUAGUGUGAAAAAGAAUAAGAGCAUUUGUAUUCACAAUCUGAAAUUACGUGCUGAUUAAUAUGUAACUCAUCCGUAUUUUCUAAGUAAUCUCAACUAUGAUUCGUACAGAAUCAGACACAGAUAAUAUAUCAAUUAAUACUUUUCUGGAAUACUGAUUUAUUUUGGAGAUGUUCAGCAGUGAAAUAUCUUCCGCUAAUAAUUCUUCGCGUGCAACUUUAUAUAGUGACCUCCAUUAUCAUGAAGAAACAGAAAUACUUUCAGUCGCAAAUUACUCGGAAGGCUAUUCGACUUUUGUUCGAUGUCUUAUGUCAGAGGCUGGCCGUUUAAAUCUGACAGUAGAUGACGGCUUCUGGCUGCCCAUCAUCUACCAAACUUUCCUACCGCACGCCUAUAAUAUAAGCACGGUCACAGAGGCUCCGGCAAACGGUUCUCUGACCUCGAGCCAUGUCCAGUCCUUGCCCAGUGGGCCACUUUGGGACUCCGAGGAAUACGACCUUUCAGUGGACAUUGUGCGAGGCAUCGUUGCGAGGUGCUUCUCCUUGACCUCCAUAUUGUCCACGCCCCGCCCGUACCUGCUGGUGUGGUGGCAACAAUUGCUCUGGACGCUCGUAUUCGGGGGCAUGAUGACCAUGGCGGUUGGAGGCAACGUACUCGUCAUGUGGAUAGUCUGCGCCCAUCGCCGCAUGCGCACCGUAACCAACUACUUCCUCAUGAAUCUGAGCAUAGCGGACCUCUUCAUGUCGGUCCUAAACUGUAUGUUCAACUUCAUUUACAUGCUACAUAGGGGGGUUUGGGGCAGGAUCCACGUGCAACCCCUCGCAGCUGCAGCAUUUGAUGCUCUCCUUGCAUUUGGCGAGGAAGUGGCCUUCGCCACCGCAACGGAAGUAUGCCUGUGUUUGGUGUGUUCAAACCUGUAG
Messenger RNA from Penaeus monodon (black tiger shrimp), 1106 nucleotides. Its product is annotated as tachykinin-like peptides receptor 86C. The transcript has 3 exons. The record is from RefSeq and is a predicted model, not a curated record. Gene Ontology annotation, biological process: G protein-coupled receptor signaling pathway. NCBI's taxonomy places the organism in Eukaryota, Metazoa, Arthropoda, Malacostraca, Decapoda, Penaeidae. Gene Ontology annotation, molecular function: tachykinin receptor activity. Bases 357 to 1106 code for a protein of 249 amino acids. Gene Ontology annotation, cellular component: plasma membrane.